AUGGAUGAUAAGAAAUCGAAAAAGCCAGACGAUUGGAUAAAAGUCCAAAGUAAAAGUCGUCCGGGACGAUAUUAUUUAUUUAAUCGAGCUACAGGUGAAACCAAAUGGUUGCUCUCAGAAGCCAAGAACAAAGAGUCGUCGAAUGGGGAGGUUACAGAUAAGGACAAGUCACCUUCCAAAGGAAAAACUCACAUUGAGGAAGAGUCUCCCCCACCAAGAAUAUCGGCCCCCAAACCCUUGAAAACUCCUGCCCAAGAUCGCCUUAAAAGACUGCAACAUGAGAUAAAAGUGCAGCAAUCAAAGAAACAGGAAGCGAGGAGCAGUAAACGACGUGCCUCGGGCGACAGUGAAGCAAAAUCCACAAAGACUUCAGUUUCAAAAUACCAACAGGAGAAUCGGCCUCUAAGUAAGGAAACAAAAGAUGAUCCUCCUUCUUCGAGUAGAAGUAAAUUGGCUAAAUUAGCAGAGUCCAAGAAAGAAAAACAGGAGAAAUCGUUACAAAAUGAAGGUCCCAAGGAUGUAAAUAAUUCUCCUAAAAAGAAGACAUCAAAAACUAUUUCCAAAGAAUCGGAAAAUCGCACAAAGGAGAUUGAUACAAAGACAGAGCCCAGAAAAAGUAAAGAAUCCACUUUGGAAUCCCCAAGAAAACGUGCCAGCAAAAGAUCCCUACCCAGUGAUGCAGAAACUUCUGCUAGCCUUGAAGAUAAUAAAUCCGAAUUGGAUAAAAUGGUUACAACAACUAAAGAAAAAUCUAUAAAUUCUGCCAAAGAACCUCUUAGUCCAAGAAAACGGGCCAUUAAAAGACCGCUUUCAAAUGAUUUGGAAUCUUUAGAAAGCCGCAAAGAUAAUACAUUUAGUUUGGAUAUUUUUGCUACUCCGUCAGCUGCCAAAACGUCACGCCCCAUAGACAUCCCUAAAAAAGAGGUGGUAACAUCAUUACCCGCCAAUAAUAAUUAUUUAUUGGAUGAGGACACCGAAAUGUUACCUUGUGAAGAGGUCACCACUCAAUCAUCACCUGCAAUUACAAAUAGCGAAUCAGACCCCAAUAAGUUAUCAACUUUUGGUAGUAUUCGUUCGGGUAUUGUUAGCAAAAUUAAAGAGAUAUGUAAACUACCAUUUGGUAGUCACAAAACGGAAGAUAUUGCUACAAAAACUUCGAAUUUGUUAACUAAGACGAAUUUUAAACCCGCCAAAAAGACUGAAAAUAAAUUUGAACACAAUUCGUUUCCUGUUCAGCAAGCUUUAAGCGAGCUAAGGGAAGCUCAAAGGACAUUGGGUGCAGAUACAUCACAUAAUACCAGUUCCACAUCAUCCACGUCAUUAUUGAAUUUCGCCACACCACCAAGUACACCGAAAAAUCUGAAUAUUCCAGCGUAUUGUAAGGGAUCGGCCAAUUCCCGUUUGGAACGCCUAAGACAAUCUCUGUUGGCACAGCAGCAAUCCAUGCAGGCAAAUACCUCGACUUGCUUCUCAUCACUGCCCACCACCAACAGUCCAGGACCACCAAAGACAUUAGAUUCUCCAUUAAAUGAGACAUCAACUUCCAUAUUUCAUACUGCCAAUAAUACCAUGGAUGAUGGUAAGUCUUGCAAUAUUUUGAAAAACAAAUCCCUUUGA
This is a messenger RNA of Musca vetustissima, 1617 nucleotides long. RefSeq lists its product as uncharacterized. The transcript has 3 exons. The coding region runs from base 1 to 1617 and encodes 538 amino acids. The record is from RefSeq and is a predicted model, not a curated record. NCBI's taxonomy places the organism in Eukaryota, Metazoa, Arthropoda, Insecta, Diptera, Muscidae.